CCUUCUUUCCAUUCGCGCCUCUCAGUCACACGCUCCUCCCAGGGCACGCACCUUCCUAGCACGGAGCUCCUACAAGUCCGCGUUUCAAAUCCACUGCCCAGAAAUCCAUCUUUGACGCUUUUCCUCACCUCUCAUCCAAAUCAAAAUAUAAAUUUACAUUAUAAUUAAAAGUGGUGCUCUAUCACACAUUCAACCAAGACAUCGUUAAGAUCUUCAGCUAGCAUCUGUGCCUCCUGCUUGGGUGGUAUGGCUGGGUGGUGUUGGUGCUUGUUGAUGGUGCUGGGGGUGACGGGAGAGGUCUUUGGCUCCAGUACAGUUGACUCAACUUGCGCAUCUACAUCAUAUUUUAAGGUGCUGUUCAACCAGACGGAGGCAGUCCAGUACGUGGAGUACGUGGCCGAGAUGCCUGACUUGUCCGGCUUUACAUUACACUACUGGAUCCAUCUCCUAGAACCCUCCAGCUUCGUCUGUCCCUUCGCCUACAUCAACGAGGCCGACGACACAUCUAUCCAAGUGCUUGUGGUACGAUCUGAAUUAUCAUGGACGUGGGUGAUACAGGUGAACGGCGUAGUGGUAAGCUUGGUCACCUCCCCCGUCAGCCUAGUGGGGAAGUGGCACCACGUCCUCCAUUCCUGGCACUCCCACUCCGGCAACUGGAGCUUCUACUUGGACGGACAUUUGGUCGACUCUGGCAUCAACCUUGAGACAAAAGGGAUGACGGUGAGUGGUGGAGGGCGGGCGUACUCCGGGCAGAGAUACAACGCUAUCACCAGCAGCGAACCUUGUGAUGAGGGAGUGCACGGCUGGCUCACCUUACUGGGACUCGACACUCGGGGAAUACAGCGCGCCGAGCACUGGAUGAGCCGCCUGAUGGUGACAGUCUUGGUUGAUGGGUGCAGCCCGGAGCAGGGUGGCGACAUCCUUACCUGGGACUACACGCCCAGGCAGGGGUACGGCGGUGUCAUGACAACACGCGCCAACACCACCUGUGGUCAUUUCUAAACUAUUCCUUCACCAUUAAAUAUAAAUGAAGGACAAGAGAAGAAAUAAAUAGACAUAUCAUAAUGUGUGUAUGUACAGUCGGGGUCAAAAGUCUUGAACACUUAGCACUAUCUGGCAUCUACUUCUGAGUUAUACA
Molecule: messenger RNA, 1138 nt
Organism: Homarus americanus (American lobster)
Lineage: Eukaryota; Metazoa; Arthropoda; Malacostraca; Decapoda; Nephropidae
Product: C-reactive protein 1.4-like
Exons: 5
Coding region: 247-1002 (251 amino acids)
Source: RefSeq, a predicted model, not a curated record